Molecule: messenger RNA, 2194 nt
Organism: Hemibagrus wyckioides
Lineage: Eukaryota; Metazoa; Chordata; Actinopteri; Siluriformes; Bagridae
Product: CD209 antigen-like protein E
Exons: 5
Coding region: 33-830 (265 amino acids)
Source: RefSeq, a predicted model, not a curated record
CAGACAGAACGCAUUCUUGAUAUUUUCUAGAGAUGUCUGAGAGCACUUCUGUGUAUGUGAACUACCAUGAGCAGGGAGGAGAGUGCAUACAGACCGUGGCGGAAAGUGUGGGUGCUUCUCGAAUCACUAACACACAGAGGAUGCUACAAACACCAAGAAGAGGACUCAAUGCUAAACGGAGGACAUUUUACAGCCUGACUACUCUGUUUGUGCUGCUGAUGCUGAUUGUCGCCACAGUGCUGGGUGUCAAAUUCAACAACCUGACAUCAGUAAACAAGCAGCUACAGAGCAGUUACAACAACCUGACUAGAGAGAGAGACCAGCUACAGAACAGUUACAUCAACCUGACUAUAGAGAAAGACCAGUUACAGGCCAGUUAUAACAACCUGUCUAUAGAGACAGACCAGUUACAGAAGGAGAGAGAUGGAUACCAGAAAACACUUUGUGAUUUAUAUGAAUGGAAGUGUUUCAGUUCCAGCUCCAGUUUUUUUGUCAUGUCUAAUGAGAACAAGAACUGGGAGGAGAGCAGAAAGGACUGCAGGGACAAAGGAGCAGACCUGCUGAUUAUAAACAGCAAAGAGGAACAGGAGUUCAUUGUUAAACAGCUGGGCAAUUUUGAUGCUUGGAUUGGUCUGAGUGACAGAGAUAUAGAAGGAGAGUGGAAAUGGGUGGACGGCACACCACUGACCACAGAGUACUGGGAUAAAGAUGAACCAAAUAAUGAUGGUGAUGAGGACUGUGCUGCGAUUUACGCUUCAUCUGAGACUGUCUGGAAUGACAGGAAAUGUUCUGAUGUAUUACCAUGGAUCUGUGAGAAACUUCUUUCUUAAUAAUGUGUAUCAUUUUAAAUCAAAACUGCUUAUACAUAAAUUGAGUUAAUUAUAAACAAUAUCAAAGACAAUAUUUGGAUGAUAAAUGUGUUUCAAUGUUUGCUUUUGUUUAGUGGCAGGCUGUCAGGGCCAGCAAGGCCUUCUCUGCUGGCAUAAACAGCAGUGAACUGAAUCACUGACUUGCAUUUUAAUAUAUUUAAUAUAUUUUUCCAUGAAUGUGUAUUAAAUUAUUCCCAAUAGUGUAUUAUCUACAUUUCAUAGCUUUUCUCUCGGUUUCGCAGCUUCCACUAGUGUAUAUUUAUGAUAAGAGUAUAUAUCCAAUCAUAUUUCAGUUAGUGGCUGACAUCAUGUGUUGCCCGGCCAUAAGGCCUUCAGAAUCAAUAGUGCAGGCGCCCGUAGCUUAAAAUAAGUGGCAAUGAAAUUGUUACCUUAACCAAUCAGAUUUCAAAUUGGCAUCACUGGGGCCAUCUAGCAGGCAUACGAUUACGUCAGCAAUUUCCCGUCCUUUGAUUGGAUAAUUGGAGUAGUCAGAGGCAGCGACCCACCCAUAUACAUUAUUUCUAUGUUUGCUGUGUCUCAUUUCGGAUGCUGCGUCCUCCAGAGAUUGCAGUUUGCUGCAUACGGCAUCAAGAAUGUCUUUUUUAAAGUAACCGUAAUAAAAUGGACUAUUCCUUGUGCGGUGUGAAACAAUGUAGACUAAUUUCUUUUUUACUUUGCUAUUUAAGGGUUAAUUAGUAUCUAUUGCCGUGUCGUCCAGGGGCGAUUCUAGAAUUUUGGAAUCGGGAAGAGCCGAAGUCUGCCGCCGUUUUCAUAUGAAACUUAAAGGGGACUGAGGCGAUCACCAAUUUGUAUACAGUUUAUGAAGAAUCACAGAAUUUUAGGAGGGCUGAGUAGAAAAUGGCCUAGUGACGCCCAUGGUGGCAUCAUAAUGAUGGUAUAGAGGUGGAUUAAUUCAGGAAGGACACCAGUGAAGGUCUAGGUCUGAAAUGCACGGCCUGCCACUGGUUUUAUCUGUAAUCACUUACUGAUACAAAGUGCACAGAGACUGUUCAUGUUUUUUUUCUUUAUCUAUAUAAUAGAUUUCUUGUAUAUUUUUUCUGAUUCUAAUGUAAUGUAAAUUUGUAGCUCAUGAUGAUGGAAGCAGUAUAAUUGAAAUAAUUUAAGUAAUUUAGGUAUUUAAAGUCCAUCUCAGUUUCUCUGACUCUGUUAACUCUGAUAAACUUGCACUCAGUCACCCAUGUAUAUUGUAUUGCUUCUGGAGUGAUGUGCAAUGACUAUAAAGGGGUUUGUUCCUAAUUUGCAGGUCAUUUUCUGGUCAAAGGUCUUUUCUUUUUUUGGAUUUAUUCAUUAUUAGUAAAAUUCAU